AAUAAUUUUAAUAUGAAAUAACGUGCUGAUCUAAGUUUUACAUUAAUAGUAUAAUAAUCUAUAUAAAUUAAAUAUUUAAAUUAUAAGUUUACAAUCGUUGCCAUAAUUUAUUAUGAAGUUGCAUGAUAAGCAUUUCGGUGAUGAUAAUAUUGGCGGCAAAAAUGUUAGUAAUAAGUCAAUUAAUAAUAAGCAAAAACAGCAUAUGGUUGUUGUGGAUGUGAACGCAGACACACCGGCCAGUAGUGGUGCCAACUGUCAUAAUAACGGUGAUGUAGUAAAGUUAUCUGGUGUAAAUGUUGCCGAAAAGGGCGGUGUAUUAGUCGCGCAAAAUAAACAAUCCUUAACCGAUAGGAUUGCCAACAAAAUACCGGCGUUUGGUAUUAUAUUGAUGGCACUGUCGGCCACCUCAUACUCAUUGGGCAGUCUUAUAAUUAAAUUAUUACCAGAAUUGCAUUCGCUCGAGGUCCUAUUUUUCAGAUGCGUGAUCCAAUUCCUAUUCAACCUAGUAUAUGCAUUGUGGCAGGGUCAAUCUGUGGGUGGUGUGCCGGGUCACCGGUUUGACUUAUUCAUGCGGGGCGUAUGGGGAACAGUAUCGUCAAUGGGGUCAUUCAUGGCGUUCGCACUCAUACCCCUAUCCGACGCGACUACCAUCCAGUUUUCAUCGCCAGUUUUUGUCACCCUAUUUGCGUAUUUCCUGCUCCGGGAGCCCCUGACUAUACUCCAGGUGCUCACCGGCACCAUCACACUGUCGGGCGUAGUAAUAAUCACCAGGCCAAAAAUGCUGUUCACACUCGGCUGGGCUAAUAUACCGGACGGACACAUCGAGGGCCUAUUGUCCGCCAUAAUGGGUGCGUUUGGCAACGCUAUGGCCAUAAUAACGCUGCGAAAGCUGAAACAAACGCCGGUGGCUGUGGUGGUGGUGUGGUAUUCCGUGGCGAUUAUUGUGGGCACAGUGGUCACCCUGGUGGCCUGGGAUGCGUUCACGUGGCCCGUGGGCUGGAGGGCUUGGCUACUGCUGUUGGCCAUAGGGGUGACCGGUGUGGGUGACCAACUGUUCAUGACAGUGGCCCUGAGGUACGAGUCGGCCGGACCGGCUAGCAUUGCCAGAUCGUUGACCAUUGUGUUGGCAUUUGUGUGGGAUAUACUGGUGCUGAACGGGACGUUCAACGGUACGGCGGCUUUAGGGGCAGCACUAGUCAGCACAGGUGUUAUAAUACUGGGCGCCUAUAAGUGGAGUCAAGAAAAGCCGGAAUUGUUUGAUAGAUUAAGGUUUAAGUUGUGCGGAGGGACUAAAGUGGUAAAUUUAGAGUAA
This is a messenger RNA of Medioppia subpectinata, 1312 nucleotides long. The record is from the annotation of a GenBank genome assembly. Lineage: Eukaryota; Metazoa; Arthropoda; Arachnida; Sarcoptiformes; Oppiidae.